AUGGCUGAAGAAUACGAGGAAGAAGUCGCUGCCGACGAGAGUGGCAUGACCGGCCCUGGUGCCCCAACUCCCGUCAGCGCUCUGGAGGGUCUCGCGGGUCUCACAAAGCGCGAUUGCCAGCUCCUUAUGGAGGGCGGCUUUCAGACAGUGGAGUCCGUUGCAUAUGCUCCCCGACGACAGCUGGAGCAAGUCAAGGGCAUAUCCGAGCAAAAGGCCGCAAAGGUGCUCGCAGAAGCUUCCAAGAUUGUCCCCUUGGGCUUCACCACUGCGACUGAGAUGCACCAGCGGAGGAGUGAGCUGAUAUCGAUCACGACUGGAUCGAAGAACCUGGACACUAUGCUUGCCGGUGGUAUCGAGACUGGCUCUGUGACAGAACUCUUCGGCGAGUUUCGCACUGGAAAGAGUCAAAUCUGCCAUACGCUUGCAGUCACCUGCCAAUUACCUUUCGACAUGGGCGGUGGCGAAGGCAAAUGCCUCUAUAUCGACACUGAAGGCACUUUCCGACCCGUACGACUACUGGCUGUCGCCAACCGCUACGGUCUAUCGGGCGAAGAAGUACUUGACAACGUCGCCUACGCCCGCGCCUACAACUCCGAUCACCAGCUCCAACUACUCCAACAAGCAUCAGCAAUGAUGUGUGAAACCCGGUUCUCACUCCUCAUUGUCGACAGCGCGACGUCUCUCUACAGAACCGACUUCUUGGGCAGAGGAGAGUUGUCGUCGAGACAGACACAUCUGGCCAAGUUCAUGCGCUGUCUGCAGAGACUAGCAGACGAAUUCGGUAUUGCUGUGGUCAUUACCAACCAGGUCGUCGCUCAAGUCGAUGGCGGCCCCAGCACCAUGUAUAAUCCCGACCCGAAGAAGCCCAUUGGUGGCAACAUUAUCGCCCAUGCCAGCACGACAAGAAUCAGCCUGAAGAAGGGUCGAGCUGAGACACGUAUCGCCAAGAUCUACGACAGCCCAUGCUUGCCCGAGAGCGACUGCCUCUUUGCCAUCAUGGAGGAUGGUAUCGGAGACCCUGCUCCCAAGGACGUGGAGAAGGAUUGA
Anthostomella pinea is the source of this 1047-nucleotide messenger RNA. NCBI's taxonomy places the organism in Eukaryota, Fungi, Ascomycota, Sordariomycetes, Xylariales, Xylariaceae. The record is from the annotation of a GenBank genome assembly.